AUGUUCCAAGACCACAAAUUCGACGAGGAAACUUUAUCCAAAAUUGCUGACAUGAUGGAUGCAGAAAACGACGAAAUUCCACCCUUUGAUCUGGACAUGUUCGUCCGCCAUCUCAAAGAACUGAUAGCUGCUCCCGCUCACCUGAAAAUCUACGCCCUCGCCCGCAAAAUCCUCAAGCACGAGCAUCAGCGCCCCUUCGCCGAGCGCGUGCCCGACCUCGCCGAGACCAAACUGACACUCGUUAUCAAGAAUCCGGAUGAGCCGGGCUUCUCCCUCGCCGGCGGGGCUGAAAAUGGCCUCUCCAUUUUCGUCGACGAUGUUUCUUUCAAUCUGAAGACAAGGAAGUCGACCAUGAAUCCCUUUGGAAAGAAGCUGCAAAUUGGCGAUCAGAUUCUUUCAGGAAUCGUUCGCCCCUGCGGCUACUACCCCGUCAUCGAAAGCGGCAAAGACGUCAGGUGGGAAUUCAACGGCGCGUACGACUACAAGAACGAAAUUACCACAGUGCUGAUUCAGCUUGGCUCGGACGAAAAACACGGCCUGGGCGUGAUGGAACAUGUUGGGAAAUAUGUUAUCCACAGGAUUCAGCCUGGCGCUGUAGCAGACAAAAUCGGCCUCAAAGUCGGCGACAAAAUAGAACGACUAGACGGCGAAUCCUUGGCGAAAAAGUCGAUGCACGAUGUAACGAUUGCCUUGAAAAAGAAAGAAGUCUCGUUUUCGUUCAAAACCGCCAGCAGAAAUGAGCUAGAAACAUUCCUCGAGGACUUGAAGAGCUCGCGCAAGGCAACAGAUUAUCAAAAGACGAUUCUGGCGAUUCAGCAGCGCAUCGGAAUCAAGCCAGAGACGGAAACCAACGACAAAACAAAUUUUCUGGGGAGCAACGAGACGACAAGCAAGCGAAAAAGCAUAAUUCACCGCGCCGCUGAAAUCAACAACGACCAGCCAAACAAACGCGUAGUCCGCCCAAGCGUCCGCAAAACCGUCUCCUUCGACCAGCCCGAUUCGGCGCCAAAGAACUGGAACUUCAACCCAGAGGAUUUGGCCAGAAUCAAAGAAAAAGAAGAAGCAAAAGAAGCGCAAAAAAUCACGGAAAAAGAAGCACCGCAGCUGGACAAAUCGCUAGAAGAAGAAGUCGUCAUUGAUUCAAAACCGGAAAAACUGACAAUUGCCAAAUCAAAGACGCAGACCAUUCUAGAGCGAAAAUUCCGAGAAAACUUGGCGCAGCAUGGCGGGCGAGGGACAAUCACUGUCCCCCAAAAUAUGCGAAAAAUUCAUAAAAAAACCGGGGAGAAGUAUAAGAUCGACGUGACUGACCGUUUCCAAGUGGAUUUCUACCUCGAUUCGGAGGGCCAAUGCGCUCUGAAAUCCGUUGAAUGGGUAAAAGUCAAAGCUGGAGUCGAUUUUAAGCAAACUUCUGUCCUUCCCGGCGAUCAAAUUUUAAGCAUUGACGGCGCUGAUUGUCAAGGAAAAUCAAUGUUUCACAUCCGAACAAAGCUGCAAGACCGCAGCAAAGAAAAGUCCACGGAAAUCGAGGUCUUUCACACAAAAAGGACAGUAGGAGACGUUCUGAAACACGCGAACACUGCUGUAACUGAAUCUUCUCCUUCGAAACCGAGCCCGAAAGCUGAAAAGAGCGAAAAGCAAGAGGAAGCAAAGAAAGAAUCAACGAAGGCGAGUUCGGCGGCUCAUCCCUCCUCGACUGCCGCGGACAAAGCAAAUCCAGUGAAGCCAUUAGCCACAGCCUUUUGA
Oikopleura dioica is the source of this 1746-nucleotide messenger RNA. The record is from the annotation of a GenBank genome assembly. NCBI's taxonomy places the organism in Eukaryota, Metazoa, Chordata, Appendicularia, Copelata, Oikopleuridae.